Messenger RNA from Blepharisma stoltei, 2447 nucleotides. The record is from the annotation of a GenBank genome assembly. NCBI's taxonomy places the organism in Eukaryota, Ciliophora, Heterotrichea, Heterotrichida, Blepharismidae.
AUGAAAGAAAUCGCUAUAAGAACGCUUGAGUCUGUCAAGCACCUUUGUCCCUUCCUUUCUAGACAUCAAACAAUAACCCCAGCUCUGGUCACAGAAAACACUGAAAAGUGUCCUUUUAUGAAAUCUAUGAACUUCGUUCAAAAGGGUGAAAAACCAUCUAUUGAAGACAUUGCUGACAAGCUCAUGGACCCUUUAAACUUCAUUGACCUUGAAAGCAUGAAGCCAAAACAAACCAUAGGACUCGAAAGACAUUUCCAAGAAGCCAUUCAGAGGCUCAAAGACGAAGGCCGAUACAGGGUCUUUACCAAAGUCCUAAGAAAUGCUGGGGAUUUUCCUAUGGCUACUGAAUACAUGACUGGUCAGGAAAAACAAAUCACUAUGUGGUGCUCAAAUGACUAUUUAGGCAUGGGACAACAUCCAAAGGUUAUUAGAGCUAUGACACAAGCUUUAAAACUUUAUGGAGCGGGCUCUGGUGGGACUCGAAAUAUUGGAGGAAACACAAACCUGCAUGUGAAACUGGAAAAAGAACUUGCAGACCUCCAUGAUAAAGAAGCUGCUUUAGUAUGCACGUCAGGCUAUGUGGCUAAUGAAGCAGGUUUAAGUACUUUGCCAUCAUUAUUUCCCCAAGGAGCGAUCUUUUUUUCAGAUGAGGAAAAUCAUGCGUCUAUGAUUUAUGGCAUGAGGUAUUCGAAAUUGAACAAAAAAGAUAUCAGGGUUUUUAGGCAUAAUGAUAUUAAGCAGCUAGAAGGGAUGCUGGAAGCGUCGAAUAAUAAUAUUGAUGAAAAAGAUAAGAUUAAGAUUAAGAUUACGCUGGGUAUUUAAGGUCCCUACUACGUCCGAGGUCGCAUGCCACGGUUUCCCCGUGUGGUGGCAGAGCGUUCACCAAGCCCGGGCCGAAACCCCCGGUUUCUCGGUAGAGGUAUUGUCAAGGGCCGUCUCAUACCGGCUUUGCUGACCACCUCCAUUUCCAACUUGGCUCGUCGCCUAAGUUUACGCCAACUCCGCUUCGUCGUCUGCCAGAUCUGCCCAUUGAAGGGCACCUUUUCAACUGGAGAGACCCCCGUUUAGUUGUCUAACUCGCCUUCCCCCUCUUUUCCGGUCAUCCCGAGAAAGAACUCAACAGCUUUCGGCAUUCGGGGCGAGCCACAAAAGCAGCUUAGGCAGGUAAGUCGCCCUACCUCAUUUCGGGCACUCACUGGGCUGAGCGCUGCUGGCAAAAAGAAGUCACGAGUAACUGCCCAUGGGUCUGGUCGCAAAAACAGCGGCUCUCGCGCUUAGGCCUCUCGCUUCGAGGUCCCAGACGUUGUUGGGCUAACUCAUGGCUCCAAAAACCAUGCCCGGAUAUACAUGGGUAACCACCACUGAGAGGGUGGGUCGGUCGCCAUACGCCAUUUUAUGUAUAUUGAUGAAAAAGAUAAGGUGAAAAUUAUAGUUUUUGAAAGCGUCUAUUCUAUGAGUGGAAGUAUUUCUCCUGUUGAACAAAUAAAAGAAAUCGCAGGGAAAUACGGUGCUCUUACUUAUAUAGACGAAGUCCACGCAGUAGGGCUGUAUGGAAAUAGAGGAGGUGGGGUUACUCAAGAGAGAGGAGUUGAUAUUGACAUUAUUUCAGGGACUCUAGGCAAAGGAUUUGGUACCCAUGGUGGGUAUUUAGCUUCUUCUUCAUUGAUUAUUGACUGUAUUAGAAGUUAUGCGCCUUCGUUUAUUUUUACCACUUCUUUACCACCAGUUACAUGUGCAGGAAGCAUUGCGUCAAUCCAGCAUGUAAAAGAAUCAAAUACAGAAAGAAAAUUAUAUCUAUUAUUAUAGGAUAAUUCAGCAUAACUAUUAUUGAAAAAAAUAAUAUUUUUUUUAUAGGCUGGCGGACUAUUUAUAUAUAAAAUAAAUACUUCAUGAGCACUCAAAAUAUAUGAAAAGAAGGCUACAGGAAGAAAAUCUUCCAGUUUUACCAUCAGAAAGUCAUAUUGUACCUUUAUUUAUUGGAAACCCAAAUGUCUGCAAAGAAGUAAGUGAUCUUUUUUUCAAUGAGUACCAAAUUUAUGUCCAGCCUAUUAACUAUCCAACUGUGCCAAGAGGACAAGAGCUUUUAAGGCUUUCGCCAGGCCCAUUGCAUACCCCUGAUAAAAUUGAGGAUUUUAUAGUGGCUGCCAAGAAUAUCUGGACCAGAUUCUCCUUAUUCCUUUCUGAGCAAAACUAUUACAUACUUUAUAGGAAAAAUGAUAUUAUUUAGUAUUAAAUUUAUUAAUUAUAAAUAAAGAAGAUUGUAAAUGAUUAAAAUACUAAAAAUAUCUUUCAAAAUUUAGAAGAGCAUAAGUGUUUUUACUAAUUAAGAUUUAAAAAACGGAUUUAUAUUUGAAAAAAUUUACAUUAUUCUGCACUCGCUCCAAGGGUGAGAGCUAGUAAACUAUCAGCAGCUCCAAGAUAGGCUCAAAGCUAAGCUUCAUCAAUAA